Messenger RNA from Cheilinus undulatus (humphead wrasse), 5733 nucleotides. It is a transcript of the gene caska, whose product is annotated as calcium/calmodulin-dependent serine protein kinase a. Gene Ontology annotation, biological process: protein phosphorylation; regulation of neurotransmitter secretion. The record is from RefSeq and is a predicted model, not a curated record. Gene Ontology annotation, cellular component: cell-cell junction; basolateral plasma membrane; plasma membrane. Gene Ontology annotation, molecular function: signaling receptor binding; protein kinase activity; ATP binding. The transcript has 29 exons. Bases 598 to 3516 code for a protein of 972 amino acids. NCBI's taxonomy places the organism in Eukaryota, Metazoa, Chordata, Actinopteri, Labriformes, Labridae.
AGUCCGGGGGGAGAAGACCGUGAGCUGGCUCGCGAAGUGUCACUGAGCCGGGGAGUUGAGCUUCUGGACGGGGCGGGGAGGACUUCACACCACGGCGAGAGGAGUGAGUGAGCACCCCCGGGAAAGUGUAACAGCUCUGGGAGUGAGGACCACUACCUGCCUGGAUCGGUGCUGCUGUUACCGGAACACCGUUCGCUGGGUCUGCACGGCAGUAGAACCGGCGUCGGUGGAGUCGUUACCGGGAGCAAGCGCGCACAUUUACACACAUACACGCACCUACACGCACAUACUAUUACACACACACCUUUUGAGGAGUUACUACAAUGUUUGACAACCACGGCCGUUUGUGAGGUGGGUUACCGGGAAGCUUUGGGCCGAACCGGAGGACACCCCAACUGGAUUACCAAGCUCCCCGCGUCGCAGCGUGUUUGUUUGGGGGGUGGCGGGGGGGUUACCAGAGGAUCCAACAACUGGAAUAUAACAACCUAUCUGUGGUAGUCCUUACCGACCCACGGUACAGCCGCUGUUGGUCGGUUCUUUCUGGGUUUGGGACGCAGAUCUGGGGGAUAAAUCCUCCCAGCCCGGCUCGGUCGGACUAUGGCGGACGACGACAUUCUGUUUGAAGAUGUCUACGAGCUCUGCGAGGUCAUCGGCAAGGGUCCGUUCAGCGUGGUGCGGAGAUGCAUCAACAGAGAGACGGGGCAGCAGUUCGCCGUCAAGAUCGUGGAUGUGGCUCAGUUCACAUCCAGUCCAGGACUCAGCACAGAAGACCUGAAGAGGGAGGCCAGUAUCUGUCACAUGCUGAAACACCCUCACAUCGUGGAGCUGCUGGAGACUUACAGCUCUGAUGGGAUGCUUUACAUGGUCUUUGAAUUUAUGGAUGGAGCUGACUUGUGUUUUGAGAUUGUGAAGCGAGCAGAUGCCGGUUUUGUCUACAGUGAGGCAGUGGCCAGUCACUACAUGAGACAGAUCCUUGAGGCUCUACGCUACUGCCACGACAACAACGUCAUCCACAGAGACGUCAAGCCUCACUGUGUGCUGCUGGCGUCCAAAGAAAACUCGGCUCCUGUGAAGCUGGGCGGGUUCGGGGUCGCCAUCCAGCUCGGGGAGUCGGGACUGGUGGCAGGAGGCCGGGUAGGAACCCCUCACUUCAUGGCCCCUGAGGUGGUGAAGAGGGAGCCGUACGGUAAACCGGUGGAUGUGUGGGGCUGCGGGGUCAUCCUCUUCAUCCUCCUCUCAGGCUGUCUGCCCUUCUAUGGCACCAAGGAGCGUCUGUUUGAAGCCAUCUGCAAAGGAAAGUACAAGAUGAAUCCCCGUCAGUGGGUCCAAAUCUCAGAAAGUGCCAAAGACCUGGUGAGACGUAUGCUGAUGUUAGACCCUGCAGAGAGGAUCACCGUGUAUGAGGCUCUGAACCAUCCCUGGCUAAAGGAGAGAGACCGGUACGCCUACAAGAUCCACCUGCCAGAGACUGUGGAACAACUGAGGAAGUUUAAUUCCAGGAGGAAGCUCAAGGGCGCCGUUCUUGCUGCAGUGUCCAGUCACAAAUUUAACUCGUUUUAUGGUGACCCCCCUGAAGAGAUCCACGACUUCUCUGAAGACCCCACCUCCUCAGGACUUCUAGCAGCAGAACGUGCUGUGUCUCAGGUGUUGGACAGUUUAGAGGAGAUCCACGCUCUCACAGACUGCAGCGAGAAAGACCUGGAUUUCCUCCACAGCGUUUUCCAGGAUCAACAUCUACACACGCUACUGGAUCUCUACGAUAAGAUCAACACCAAGUCGUCUCCAAGCAUCAGGAACCCUCCGAGUGAUGCCGUUCAGAGAGCCAAAGAGAGAUCAUCCAGAGAUGCAGCAGGCGGAGCUUUGAAACUUCUGGAUUAUGUUCUGGAAGAAAUCUCGUGCUACCCAGAGAACCACGAAGCAAAGGAACUCAGACGGAUACUGACCCAGCCACAUUUCAUGGCCCUGCUGCAGGCCCACGACGUGGUUGCGCACGAGGUUUACAGUGACGAGGCUCUGAGGGUCACCCCCCCACCCACCUCGCCCUACCUGAACGGAGACUCACCUGAGAGCGCCAACGGGGACAUGGACCUGGAGAACGUCACCAGAGUCCGCCUGGUCCAGUUCCAGAAGAACACAGACGAGCCCAUGGGUAUUACGCUGAAGAUGAACGAGUUAAACCACUGCAUCGUUGCCAGGAUAAUGCAUGGGGGAAUGAUCCACAGACAAGGAACUCUACAUGUGGGUGAUGAGAUCAGAGAGAUCAACGGCAUCAGUGUGGCCAACCAGACGGUGGAGCAGCUGCAGAAGAUGCUGAGGGAGAUGCGUGGCAGCAUCACUUUUAAAAUAGUGCCAAGUUAUCGAACACAGGGCUCAUCGUGUGAGGUAACGCCUCCUCCUCCUCCUCUUCAUCCUCCCUCCUCUUCACUGAUCAAAGAGUCCCCCACCACCUCCAGGCAGUCACCUGCCAACGGUCACUCCAGCAUUAACAGUUCUAUCUUGGACCUGCCGUCCACCAUCCAGCCCAAAGGUCGACAGAUCGUAUCGAGACCUCCAAUCAAGGACAAAAUGUCUGUGAAGAUCUACGUCAGAGCUCAGUUUGAAUACGACCCCUCCAAAGACGAACUCAUUCCCUGCAAAGAAGCCGGCAUUCGCUUCAGAGUCGGGGACAUCAUCCAGAUCAUCUCCAAAGACGACCACAACUGGUGGCAGGGGAAGCUGGAGAACACAAAGAACGGCACAGCGGGCCUCAUCCCGUCACCGGAGCUGCAGGAGUGGCGGGUGGCGUGUAUAGCAAUGGAGAAGACGAAGCAGGAGCAGCAGGCGAGCUGCACCUGGUUUGGAAAGAAGAAGAAACAGUACAAAGACAAGUACCUGGCAAAGCACAACGCAGUGUUCGACCAACUAGACCUGGUCACGUAUGAAGAGGUGGUGAAGCUUCCUGCCUUCAAGAGGAAAACGCUGGUGUUGUUAGGAGCUCACGGAGUAGGAAGACGGCACAUCAAGAACACGCUCAUCACCAAACACCCCGACAGAUUCGCCUACCCCAUCCCACACACGACCAGACCUCCGAAGAAAGACGAGGAGAACGGGAAGAACUACUACUUUGUAUCCCAUGACCAGAUGAUGCAGGACAUCAGCAACAACGAGUACCUGGAGUACGGCAGCCACGAGGACGCCAUGUAUGGGACGCGGCUGGAGACCAUCCGCAAGAUCCACCAGCAGGGACUCGUUGCCAUACUAGACGUGGAACCUCAGGCCCUGAAGGUCCUGAGGACGGCAGAGUUUGCUCCAUACGUUGUCUUUAUUGCCGCACCAACCAUCACGCCAGGCAUCAGUGAGGACGAGUCUCUUCAGCGACUGCAGAAGGAGUCGGAGAUCCUGCAGAAAACCUAUGCCCAUUAUUUUGACCAGACCAUCAUCAACAACGAGAUCGACGAGACCAUCAGGUUCCUGGAGGAGGCCAUCGACUUGGUGUGCACCACCUCUCAGUGGGUCCCUGUGUCCUGGGUGUACUGAUCUCUUCUUCAACCUGCUCUCCCCUCCUCAGUGUCAUCUCCUUGGACAUCUUCUCCUCCACAGAUUAAAAAAAGAACGACCCCCGGAAAAUCCUCCUGAACGCUGCACCAACAUCGUGCAACGGAGAAAACUCAGACUGGACAGACGACCUGCUCAUAGUGUUGUAUAAAAACAGAGUAAAAACGUGAAUAUUGUCGUGUCUGUUCUAGCUAGGAGGCGACAUUUUUGUAGAUGUUUGUUUUAAAGAGACAGUACUGUGUCCUGUCCUCCCACAAUCUUCUGUUCCUACAUUGUAGUCCUGUUGGGUGUUGUAGUUCUUAAAGACAGCAGCGGUGUGUAUUCUGAAUGAAAAGCACACAAACACACCGCAGUGUCUCCUCACCGGUAGAUCAUUAUUUAUUCAUCCUAGGGCUGGGCAAUACCGACCAAUCAUAUACCUCCAUAUUCUUUAACUGGUACAUGAUAUGUCUAUGGAUAUAUUUUUUUCUGUGAAGAAAUAAAAAUUAAACCAAAUUAAGACCACCGCAACAAAAAUAGAAGUCAGAGCCACCAUUUAUUGGGCAAUAUGUCAUCCUCACACUGACUAAAUUGUGCAAUAAUAGUUGCAGGAUUUCAGUCUAUUAACGUCAAAAUUUCCUGUAUUAUUAGGACCAGAGUCCACAGCCACUGUUUUUUCAGUGGCAGCACUCAUUAUCAAAGCAAACCCAAAGAAGUCCAAUGUUUUCAGCCCUCGAGAGCUCUGUGUACCAAAUUGCCCUGCUAGCAUGACAAGACAGACCCUUAAAUAUGGCAUUUCUAAAAGAUCAUCCAUUACCUUAAUGAUUUUUGGUAUGAAAAGUACAGAAGCAAAAUGACUGUCAAACAUUUAACUACAACAAAACAAAAAGAGCACUGUCUAAAUUGCACAAAUAUGUAAGCAACAUUGAGGAGUGAUUAAAACUUGUGAGGAGCCCUUCUUUUCAUGUCAGUUCCAACCACCAAUGUUGCCAAUGUAUUUUGGCUAUUUAGAAUGCAGGUAAGAGUGGGUGGGAUGAAUUGGACCAUUUAGAUGGUCCAAUUUACAAGGCAAGAAGGCAUUGAAGAAGGCAAAGAAAAGGCAAGAAGGGAACUGAGAUUGCAAAAAAGGUGGGUUGACAAUGCAUGAAAAGAGGUUGGAAUUUAUUUGUGCAAUUCACAAGGCAAGAAAGCAAUUAACAACAAAAGAAAAAGUGUUUGGAACUGCUUUAGAGCCUUCACAUCUUACCACUCUCAAGCCUUUUUCAAUGUUGCUAAUGUAUCUGAAUAAUUUCAAGGCAAAGAGAUAUGGGUGGAACAUAUUUGUUCAAUUUACAAGGCAACUAACAAGGUAAGAUGGCAGUUUUAAAGGAAAGGAAAAGUAGUUGGAACUGACAUGGAGCCCCUAUUUCUCACCAGUUCAUACCACUUUUCAAUGUUGCCAAUGUAUUUGAGCAAUUUCAAAGGAAAUUCAAACUGGUUGGAAUGUAUUUAAACAAUUUAUAAUGCAAUUAAGAAGACAGAAAUGGGUGGAACUAGCAAGGAGCCCCACUUCGCACUUUCACGUUCUGUCCACUUUACAAAUGUUGCCAACAUAUUUUACAAGUUAUUAGGCAAGAAAAAGUUGCUGGAUUUUAUUUGUGCAAUUAAGGAGUCAUAUCAUAUCCUGUAUGGAUCUGUGUGAUAUUGUCUGACCCUUUCUCUGGUUUGAAAAUAUGAGGAUAUAUCUGAAGGAGUCGAAGUAUCGCCCCGCCCUGGUUUAUCCUUCUUCUUUUCUGCCUCUGGCUAACAUCCUGGCCUUCCCCACUGGGUACUGGGUACUGUCUCUUCUAAAUAAUAAAUCAAUUCAUUUUUAGAGAUCUGAAUGAGGUUAUCUUGCAUGUGGACAUUUGCAAGCUUCAUGCUGUCAGUCAGUCAGUGUUCCCUGUGUCCCUCUGUGAACCUCCAACAAAGAAAAGAAGACAAAAAUAUGAAUAAAUAUGAAAAAGAAAAAAACAUUCCAGCUGUUUGGAGCCUGAACUCAGCCAGAGGAAGCACGAGGGGGCAGCACCGGAGUGGGCAGUGACAUGACACCUAUGCACAUCCUUUGCAUUUCGGGUGACAUUUCUAAACCACAGAUUUACUAAAAAAAAAAAAGAAAAAAAAGAAAAAAGAAAGAAAUACAGCUGAUCAUGUAGUGAGAUGUGUUUGUAAAAAUGAAAUCAAAUAAAGUUCUUGAUUUUU